AUGAGUAUUCCAAUUGAUAUACAAAAUGCUUCUGAAGACAAAAUAACAACAUCAAACGUUAUACCACCAAUAUCAGAAAACGAACCAAAACCAAUUCAAAUGGAAGUUGAACAAGACACUCUUUCACAAAACAUUCAAACAAACGUGAAAAUUGAAAAAAUUGAAGAGGGCAAAAAUCAAACAUCGACAAAAUUAACUGACACCCAAGAUGAGAAGAAAUGUGGUGUGGUUAGACCGAAGCCCGCGAAGCCAAAGAAAGUAUUGAUACAACUAACCAAACGGAAAGAUUACCAAGGGGUAGUAGAAGCAGUUAAAUUUCCAAACGAGGGUAUAGUCUUACUUCAUGGUCGUCGUGUUACAGUGAACAACGUCAUUCCCGGGCAAGUUGUUCAAUUCAAUUUAUUGAAAGUAGGUACGAGUAAGUGUGAAGGAUACUUACAGAAAGUUAUUAAGAAGAGUGACUUAGAGGAUGUUGAUAAUGUGUGUAAACAUAAUGACGAGUGUGGUGGGUGUACAUACCAGUCGAUGGGAUAUCCCCACCAACUCAAAUUGAAAGCGGACCAAGUUCAAAGGGUCUUAGAAAAAAAGGUCAAGGACUUUACAUUUGAAGGGAUUCUCCCAUCCCCUGUAACAAUUGGAUAUCGCAAUAGAAUGGAUUUCACAUUUGGUGAUCGCAUGAAAGGUGGGGAAUUAGAGUGUGGAUUACACAAGAUGGGGCACUACAAUUCCACGAUUACUGUGGACGACUGUAGAAUAGUGGACGAGGACUUUAUAACAAUUCUCAAGUUCAAUGUCGAUUACUUCAGAAGACUCCACGUCGACUUUUAUCACAAGAAAGAGCAUAAAGGAGUGUUAAGGAAUUUGAUAGUGAGGAAGGCCAUGAAAACAGGGGAGAUCAUGUGUGUCUUAAUUACUACGACACAGAUGUCGAUUGAUGAAGAACAAUACAAAACGGCGUUGUUAAAUUUGAAGCUAAAGGGAACACUUCGAUCAAUUAUACAUACGUUGUAUGACUCACAAAUCGAUGAGUGUGGGAGUGAGAAGGAUAUUGUGUUGUACGGCAAUACAUAUAUUAAUGAGGAAUUGCUGGGGUUGCAUUUCAAGAUCUCACCACUGACAUUCUUCCAAACGAACUCAUUGGGUGCAGAAGUGUUAUACUCGAAAGUUAGAGAGUUCAUCCAGUCGACACCAAAUGACACCGUCUUCGACUUGUAUUGCGGGACGGGAACGAUCACACAAAUCCUCGCACCCGUGUGCAAAGAGAUCACAGGCGUCGAGAUCGUCGAACGCGCAGUUGAAGACGCACGGAAGAACGCGGAACUGAACAAACUGAAGAAUUGUAAAUUCAUUGCCGGAGACGUCUUAAAAGUACUUGACAGCCUUAAAGAACAAAAGCCGGGACUGAUUGUGGUCGACCCCCCAAGAGGUGGAAUCAAUCCAAAGGCUCUGCAAAAGAUUGUUGAAUUUGGUGCUGAACGAAUUGUGUAUGUGAGUUGUAUGCCAACUACUCUUGUUAGAGAUUUGGAAAAGAUGGAGAGCAGUGGGUAUAAAUUACAGAAGGUGUGUUGUGUGGAUAUGUUCCCAAACACUUAUCACGUUGAAACUGUCUGCUUGUUGAAUAAGCAAAAAUGA
Messenger RNA from Entamoeba invadens IP1, 1632 nucleotides. RefSeq names its product RNA m5u methyltransferase, putative. Bases 1 to 1632 code for a protein of 543 amino acids. Gene Ontology annotation, biological process: RNA processing. The record is from RefSeq and is a predicted model, not a curated record. Lineage: Eukaryota; Evosea; Mastigamoebida; Endamoebidae. The transcript has a single exon.